CAACAAACUGAACGAGCAACAGAACGGCAGGCUGUCGGCACAACGGGCGGCGCUGGGGGCGCGGCAAGAGGAGAUGAGAAGCAUCGACCGGCGGGUCUCCGAGUUACAAGCACGCCUGUUGAGGAAAAGAGCACUCAAUCGACAGCUAACAACCGCGCACCGCCAUCCACAGCAGCAACAGCAGCAAAGAACGAAUAACCCAACGCCUAUGCAGCAGCUUUCAAACUACACGGGCAGCGCGAAUAGUCAACCAAAGAACCAACAGCCGCGAGGGAAUGUUGCCGCCGUCGAGCCUUAUAACCAUGUGCCUCAUGCUCAGAGUGUUAGCCACAAUGCAAAUUUCCAGGCAAUGAAGCAAAAUGUAAUACAAAACAACGUGCCAUUAAAACAGCUUACACAAUGUGAUAAUAUGCAAGCCCACAUGACGCAACAAGAAGCCCAUUACUUGCAGCAGAAACAGAUGAUGAAUCCACUCUACAAUGGAUACCCUCAUGUACAGCCAGGAGACCAAUAUCAAUACCCUAAGCAUGACAACAUCAACCACGUACAACAGGGUAUCAGCAAUGCUUACGAGCAAAAGGGCAUGUUCGAACAUGUAAAUAAAUAUUCUGAUUAUCCAAAACCACAAUAUAGUCCAAAUAGUACAAGCAGUUCGAACAGCAACCAAACUGGUAAAGAAUUGAAGAUCAACGAACAAGAAUUCUUACCUGAGUUUGCUGCAAGUAAAUCGGAUCCGAAAUAUCAAACGUUGCCAUAUAACACCAAAUUUCCACAGAGUACAAAUGGUAAAUUAAAGCCUGAGAAUAACAGCAAGAACAACGAAGAUAAAAAUGCAGCGAAUAUAAACGUAAACCAUAUGACUGUACAUUCAACGCCACUCACAGUAGUGAACAAAAGUCUCGCGACACCUCUAAGUCAAACGGAAACCACAUAUCCACAGGAACAUACAUAUCAGUUGCAGAAAUCUGACUCCUCCAGUAGGUGUAACCAGGAGGGGAAAGAGAAUCAUGCAUAUCCACAAAAUUCUAGGCUAAGUCAAAAUAGUCAGAGCAACGAAGGCUCGAAGAACAGCGCGGGGAAGAGUCAACAGGGUAAUACUAUUAAAGGAAGUUCUCCGAGUUUUGGAUCUAAUACAACGACAACUAGCAGUUCUAUAGGCUUUGGGAAACCUGUAUCAAGUGUAGCACCCACAGCGGUUCAGGUCUCGAGUGCGAAACCAUCACCCAUCUAUCAGACAUCAUCCACUAAGAUCCAACCGGUCCAGCCACAGACCGUUCAGACCCAAAGCAUUUCUGCACCAUCUUCAAAUCAUGUAGCUAGUAACGUGGUGACUUCCCAACCCCAGAUCGUUAGAAACACGGCGUCAGGACUGUCAACUAGUACGGGGAAUAACUUCAGUGGGCAGAAUACGUCAUCUCAAAGCAUCAUAUUAUCUCCGCCACAAAGCGCCAGUACACCGUUGUCCACACCUGACGUCAGCGGUACUGAUAAGUCGCCGAAGCCAGCACUACCUCCGAAACCUGCCAUAAAGACACCACCGCGACAGUCAGCAAAUAACGAUGCAGGCUUCAACCAAAACUCAGAGAUCACACCAAUGCCAACAAUACCUGUACCAGAGUCGAAUGAUAGUGAUUCACAGCAGAAUCAGAAGGAACCGAAUGGUGGCAACGAUAUGAUCAUCAAAGCACGCCCACUAACGAUAAGAAAACCACCAUUAAACGAACAACAACCUAAACUUCGGAACAUGAAUUCAGCUAAGAACGGUAUCAGCGUCAGCAUCAACCGUCGCAUUGAGAUGCCACCAGCAUUCCUGUUUCCUGAAAUGGAUCAUUUGACAUUGGAUUCCGUACCAAAUGAAAUGCAGAAUGGCCUAAAGGAUAAAGCGAAGCCUAAAGAUGAAGUUGAUAGGGCACUAAAUAACAACAUAUCGAAUACAAGUGAUAGACAAGAGGAAAGUAAAGACAGUGUGGCAGAUAUAGCCGAACAGAUCAGUUCGGUCGAUUUGAACGGUCAGGAUUCUCAGGGCUCUGAGAAUGUACUGAGGCGAUCAAAGAAAGGCAACUUGAAACAAGGAGGCAAGGCACCUUUGACAAGAAGAGUGAGUUUUGAUCCGCUCGCGUUGCUAUUGGAUGCUAGUUUAGAAGGAGAAUUGGAACUGGUCAAGAAAACAGCAACACAGGUUCAAAACGCGAGUGCGGCCAACGACGAAGGCAUCACAGCUCUGCACAAUGCAAUCUGUGCCGGACACUUUGAGAUUGUCAAAUUCCUGGUGGAAUUGGGCUGUGAUGUGAACGCUCAAGACUCAGACGGGUGGACGCCUCUACACUGUGCCGCCUCCUGCAACAACUUGCCGAUGGUCCGCUUCCUCGUCGAUAAUGGCGCGUGUAUAUUCGCAACGACGCUGUCUGACCAAGAGACCGCGGCCGAGAAGUGCGAAGAGGACGAGGAAGGCUUCGACGGCUGUUCGGAAUAUCUGUACAGUGUGAAAGAGAAGUUAGGUAUAAUGAACAACGGCCUGGUAUAUGCUGUGUUCUCAUAUACUGCCGCGAGGAAUGACGAGCUCUCGUUCACUAGCGGGGCUGCGCUUAACGUGGUCCGGAAGGGGGAUGACAGUGAACGAGAGUGGUGGUGGUGUCGGCUGGGGGCGCGACAGGGGUACGUGCCCCGGAACCUGUUAGGGUUAUAUCCAAGAGUAACCGACAAGCAGGAAUAAACUGAAGCUUAUAUAUGACCUGAUCAUAAUCUGUACAUAAUGUUCUUAUUAGUUUUUUAUGUAUUUAUAUCG
Molecule: messenger RNA, 2785 nt
Organism: Achroia grisella
Lineage: Eukaryota; Metazoa; Arthropoda; Insecta; Lepidoptera; Pyralidae
Product: apoptosis-stimulating of p53 protein 1-like
Exons: 10
Coding region: 74-2713 (879 amino acids)
Biological process (GO): regulation of apoptotic process
Cellular component (GO): nucleus
Molecular function (GO): p53 binding
Source: RefSeq, a predicted model, not a curated record